This is a messenger RNA of Octodon degus (degu), 5224 nucleotides long. It is a transcript of the gene Mafg, whose product is annotated as MAF bZIP transcription factor G. Gene Ontology annotation, molecular function: RNA polymerase II cis-regulatory region sequence-specific DNA binding; DNA-binding transcription factor activity, RNA polymerase II-specific. Bases 434 to 922 code for a protein of 162 amino acids. The transcript is spliced from 4 exons. Gene Ontology annotation, cellular component: nucleus. Gene Ontology annotation, biological process: regulation of epidermal cell differentiation; regulation of transcription by RNA polymerase II. Lineage: Eukaryota; Metazoa; Chordata; Mammalia; Rodentia; Octodontidae. The record is from RefSeq and is a predicted model, not a curated record.
UUGAGCCCACCCCGUCGCGCCUUCCCCUUUAAACUGUGGCCGGCCGCGUCGUCGCUUCAUGAAUGGAGCCCACGUGACCAAACAUCAUGUGACGUCUGAGGAGCGGCGGCGGCGGCACUGGUGGUGGUGGUUCCCGAGCCCGGUUCAGCCCAGCCUUCCCAGCGCUUUCGGCCCGGUCCGCGUAGGCGGCCAGCCCCCAACCCCAGCCCGGGCCCGGACCCUUCGCGCCGGUCCCUGCCCCGUGGCCUUCCCCGGCCUACUGGGCCCGCAGUGUGCCCCUGCCUCUGUGGCAGCCUUCAGUUCCCCUUCCCCCAUCAUAUCUCUCUGACCUCCUACCUGGCCAUCUAGGGACAGGGCUGUGGAGGAGCCCGGAGGAGAGGCAAGGGCAAAAGACUAUCCUCAUCAGAGUGCCUGCUCACUGUGCCCCCGGGUUAUGACGACCCCCAAUAAAGGAAACAAGGCCUUGAAGGUGAAGCGGGAGCCUGGCGAGAAUGGCACCAGCCUGACAGAUGAGGAGCUGGUGACCAUGUCAGUGCGUGAGCUAAAUCAGCACCUGCGGGGCCUGUCCAAGGAGGAGAUCAUCCAGCUGAAGCAGCGCCGGCGCACUCUCAAGAACCGCGGGUACGCAGCCAGCUGCCGAGUCAAGCGGGUGACCCAAAAGGAGGAGCUGGAAAAGCAGAAGGCGGAGCUGCAGCAGGAGGUGGAGAAGCUAGCCUCAGAGAAUGCCAGCAUGAAGCUGGAGCUUGAUGCCCUGCGUUCCAAGUAUGAAGCCCUGCAGAACUUUGCCAGGACCGUGGCCCGAAGCCCUGUAGCCCCAGCUCGGGGUCCUCUUGCUGCCGGCCUGGGGCCCUUGGUCCCUGGGAAGGUGGCUGCCACCAGCGUCAUCACAAUAGUAAAGUCCAAGACGGACGCCCGGUCUUAGGAAUAUGUGUGAUUGCUAGGCGGUUCUUCGAGGGGCCACUAGGCGCAUGGCAAAGUUGGCAGCCCUGUCCCUCUUCCUCUUUUUUCUUCCUCUCCUCCUCUCCCCCAUCCUCCCUUCCCUGCAAAGCACAACCUGCACCCCAGGGGGGCUGGGCUGAGCCCCUUUGAUCUCAUCGUUGUCGUGCGUGUGUUUUGUGCGUUGGGAUUGGUCAGUUUGGCAGUGAUGUUGGGUUGCCCCAACCCCCUUUGUACCAAGGCCAUGUGGGCUGGGAGUCUAGAGUGGGCACUGUGAGAAUGGGCGAGGGAGAGACCCCAAGAGCAAGUGAGCAAGUGCACUGGGCCUCAGGUCUGCCCUCCUGCAUGCCUGUAGGCCCCACAGGCUGCUGGGCUGGGGGAUGGGACUCAAGGGGUUCUCCAGACCCAGCCAGGCAGCUCAGCUCAGCCUAGCAAAAAGAGAUGGGCUCCACUCUGAGAAGUGAGAUGCCCUUGAGUGCCCAGGACAGGUAAACCACCAGCCUAGGCUCUCUGGAUGCUGGGGCAGGGGCCACAGCACUUGGGCCUGAUGUGGUGCACUGAACAAGACCAAAUCACUGGUUAUAUGUGUGGAGGGUAUGUCAGUGUGUCCUGCGAUGGGUCCUGUGUCAUUGUUUACAUGACCUAUUUGUGUGGUUAUAUAGCCCUUUAUUUAAAAGAAAAGUUCCUUUUACGAAGUUAUUAAAUUAUAUGUUUAAGAGCUAAAGAGAAAAAAAGAGCUGCAGAGUAUUUAUAAAAUUGUCUUUAAAAAAAAAAAAAAAAAAAACAUUUGACCGUAUAAAUGGAAAAGGGAAGAAAGUAUGAUAGAAACUUUGCUAGUUUAAAAAAAUCCCUUUCUUGUAAAACUUAUGGACAACUCUUUGUGGCUGUUGGAAUUUAGUUUUUAUAUACACAGAGUUAUCAGACAUUAUUUAUAAAACUUAGUUUAAAAAAAAGACAAAAAAAAAAAAAAAAAAAAAAUGCCAAGCCGCGAGCCAACCGGAGGCACCCUCUUUGAUAUCUUUUGCAAUUGUACCGAAAGUGACUUACUCUUCUGCCCUUCCUGCUUCUGUCUCUUGCCGGUGCCGUGGUGUCCGUGCCUGGUGAGGUUUUGUGCAGCCGUAAAGUGCUGGUGCUUCUGGUGACCUUUGACCUGUGGCUGUCCCUUCUUGUGUGUUCUCCUGUGUUUGUUUUUUGGAUUUGGUUGUAUUUCUGCUGCUGGUUUGCCAGACCUGAGCUAGGCUGGGUCUUAGUACCUGCUCUAUCCAAGUGUAUGGAGGGGUCUGUACAUAGGACCCUAGCUUCUGCUUUCAGCGCCUGCCAUGUUCCCAGCUUGUCUACCACCAGCCUCUGCCACUCUUACCCACCCCUGCUGAGCUUUGGUUUCCUCUGUGUCUGGAGCUUGGGCUGAUCCUGUGGUAGGGUAUGGUGAAACUGAGGGGCCAUUGGAGUCCCCGCACUGCUUCCACAUCCACCACCUCUGGCCCUGGGUGGUGGUGAUACAGGGACCAAGAUUCACUGUGGGUUCCCACAAGGUCAUGGCUAAGCUGUCCCUGGCUGUCUUCCUUCUGCCUUGGCUAUGUUCAUAUAGGCUUCAUGAGGAGCCACAGGCAGGACCCCUUGGGACCAUCUUGUGGGUUUCAAGUCCCAGCAUUCAUUUAUCCUAAACUGUUUCCAUGCUAUGUGGGGUGUUGCUUCCCAUGCAAAUUGGUCGUGGGCCCCACUAAGGGCAGCCCCUUCCUCUCCUGCCUCACUAUGAGGUCCUGGGUGGCUUCACCAGUCCCAGGCAAGGGCUGUGACUCCAGAGCUAGGUCUUUUUCUUCUCUGCUGGUCCAUGCCAGUAGCUCUUUGCUCUGGAACCUUCUUCCACCUUCCUUUGGAGUCUGUCUUCCAGAGACCUGAUGCUCAACUUGGAGGUGCUUCUUGAGGAGUCCAACCUCCCGAUUCCAUCUCCCUGGUGAAGACUCACAGCUUCCUUCCAGGGUCAGCAUAGGAAGCUCCUCAUGGGCAUGUGGCUUGGGUGGAUGUUCAUGUUCCCACCUGAAAGAGCCUGUUGUCUGAUCUCUAGCCACAUGGGCCUUGCGCUUUCGCCAGAGUUGCUGGCAUUUCUCUGGGGACCCUGGAACCCAAAAAGCACAGAAAUAUGGGUUGGUGAGAGAAGCAGGGCCUGACAGGGCUUCACUUCAUAGAUAGCAGGGUUUUCACUGAGUUUGACAGCAUAUCAUGUGAUAGAAGCUGAGUAUCUUUUGGCUGUGGUUUCUUGACAGGCUGCUUUUGCUCAAGAUGGUCAGACUCUACUAUAGGUAUCUGAGGCUGCAAAGGAAUGUUGUGUCUGUUGGCAUCAUCCCUUCCCUCCGUGGGGUUGUCUAAGUCCAGAUGAGAGUUGCUCGAGUUGACUGUGUAGCAGUUAGAGAAUGUCAAUGGGUUGUGCUUACGGUAAAGAAAGGGGUGAGGGACAUACACAUUUGGACCUGGCUGUGUGGUGGUGUCUCACUGAAUGUGCCCUCCAGGUGCAGACCAGAUCACACAGGGAGUGUGCUAGUGGUGAAGAGGAGGCCGGGGCUGGGUUUGUGUUCACAGAAGGUGUGGGUCUUGGUUCCAAGUUUACAGAACCUUCUCUAGUUGGUAAGGCCAUGCGUUCUUUUGUGGUUUUUGGAUUUGGAGCACCUGUUCCUUGAAUUGGGGAGUAUACUGGCUCCUUGUCAGGCCAUCACUGCAGGGCACAUCACUCCUUUGUUGCCAUCUUGAUUUAUUGACAGUAGAUCUUGUGUCCACAUCUGUUAGCUGUCUUUCUGAUCCUGGUUAAUUCCGUUUUCCUGCUGUGAGGGUAUUGUGGUCUACUUUCAUUUCUCAGCUUUUCUGACACAGCGAAUUGAGGGCUUUGGCCAAGGCCAGGUCUCCCAAACAUGUCCGCUAAGUAAAUCAUAAAGUGUGUCUUCCUUCCCAUCUUGACUUUUUGUCUCUUAUCCUUCUCUUAUCUUGAAAUGUACACUCAGAUUUCAGAGGAAAAACCCAGGGUGAACAGGUCAGCUCUUGCCAAAGAGUAUGGCCCCAGGGCACCCUCCCUGUGGUCCCUGCCUGCUGCUCCAGGGUGGCUCUGCCAUUAGUUCAGGUGCUCUGUGGCUGCUCUGUGUUGUGUGCAGGGUUUUCUGCUGGCACCAGGCCUCCCAGUAGGCUGCCCUUGGUCUGCUCUUGAGGUCUGUGUGCUUGCCUAUGACUGUCAGCAGUAGCCUCAGUGGUCAGUGCCUGGGCUUGCAGCUUUGAUAAACCAUAGCAGGCCACAUCUCUGCUGCCUUCCUCUCUGGAGUGGCCACUUGGCCAAAGUUCCCAUCCACAGCUGGGAAACCUGAGCCACAGCCUACUGCACCAUUUCCUCUCUGGGAUCUUGUGAGUUACUUUUUUAGGCUGUGGUUUGGUGAAAGGAACCAACACAUUAACGACUUUUUCCCCCCAGAAGCCACUGAAUAAUUCUUGGCAUGUUUUUGCUUUCCUGUUGGGUGUUCGGUUUUGGAGCAGUUGUGGAGAGCAGAGAACAUAAUCAGUGGCGCACAGAGGCAAGGGUGUGCCCAAGCUUCCCAUGGCCCGCCCUCCUUCUGGCCUGCAUGACCUGGGUGUAUGCUGUUCCUGCUGGGCCAGUCACAUACAUUUUUUACCACACCCCUGGAACAGCCACGUUGAUACAGGUGUGCCUCCAGUUUGAGAUGGAGUGUAAUUGUUCCAAUUAGCUGUGAGACCUCUCACUUUUUGGUGACCCUAGUGGGGCUCUCAACCCCAUCAGCCGCCUCAUGUCCCAGCCCUGCCCUUCCUCCUGUUCCCUCCAUUUGCUAGUCCCUGAAGCCUUUAACCAAACGGGAGUGGGUAGAGAAAGCCUUCUCCUGACAAUUUAGGGCAACAGGACAAGGGCUAUCCGGUCCCACUCUGUUGGUCUUUCUGUUGAGGUGUGUCCAAACAAGAGUUCACCUAUGGACUAAACCAGGGAGUCCUGGGAUCUGCUGAGGUGAGAUGGGGUAUCCUUGAAGAUCUGAAUGAGGCAUGGUGGGCUCUGGCUGUGAGGGGUGAGGCCUGGGACCCCACACCAGUGUAGGGUGGCCAGUGGCCUGGCCUUGGCGGGCAGCCACCCUGCUGCCCACCUGUGCCCUGCGCAGUAUUUAUUGCUAAAUUAUUGUCCAGGAGGGGUGGCGCUCAUUCUGGGCAAACCCCCCCGGGUAUUUAUUGCUGUAUAUAGUGUACGUUUGUGAUAUAUAAGGUUUUCUUUAUUUUGUAUAUGAUCAAUAAACGCCUUUUAAACAGA